Gorilla gorilla gorilla (western lowland gorilla) is the source of this 2019-nucleotide messenger RNA. RefSeq names its product Myb related transcription factor, partner of profilin (gene MYPOP). The record is from RefSeq and is a predicted model, not a curated record. The transcript is spliced from 3 exons. Gene Ontology annotation, biological process: regulation of transcription by RNA polymerase II. Lineage: Eukaryota; Metazoa; Chordata; Mammalia; Primates; Hominidae. Gene Ontology annotation, molecular function: RNA polymerase II cis-regulatory region sequence-specific DNA binding; DNA-binding transcription factor activity, RNA polymerase II-specific. The coding region runs from base 219 to 1418 and encodes 399 amino acids. Gene Ontology annotation, cellular component: nucleus.
AACCCAGGCGGUAAGGGCAUUGGGGCCGGCUGGCCCUGGGCGCGCCUGCGCCUUGGCAUGCGGGGCGGCCGGAGGCGGGGCCGAAAGAGGGGAGGGAGGGAGGCGGGGGGUGGGAACAGGCCGCAGAAGCCCGAGCCCUGACCCACCGGCGGCUGCGGCGGCGCCGCGCCGGCGCCCCCCAUGCGCCAGACGGCAGGACGGCGGCGUCGGGGGGCGCCAUGGCCUCGGCGGCGGCGGGCGAAGCGGAGGAAACCACCCGGUUGCGCAAGCCGCGCUUCUCAUUCGAAGAGAACCAGAUCCUGAUCCGCGAGGUGCGCGCCCACUACCCGCAGCUCUACGGCGCGCAGAGCCGUCGGGUGAGCGUGGCAGAGCGGCGGCGCGUGUGGGACGGCAUCGCCGCCAAGAUCAACGGUAUCACCAGCUGGAAACGCACGGGCCAGGAGGUGCAGAAGCGCUGGAACGACUUCAAGCGCCGCACCAAGGAGAAGCUCGCUCGCGUGCCGCACUCCACGCAGGGCGCCGGGCCCGCCGCGGAGGACGCCUUCUCCGCGGAAGAGGAGACCAUUUUUGCCAUCCUGGGGCCAGGUGUGGCGGCGCCGGGGGCAGGUGCUGGGGCGGAGGAGCCCCCUGCGGCCCCCUCUUCACAGCCGCCGCCCCCAAGCGCCUGCCCCCAGCGCUACGUGUUGUCGGAAGACCGCCGGGAGGACCGACGUGCAGAUACAUCAGCCCACAGCAAGGGGGGCUCCAGCAGCCCGGAGCCAUGGGCCCGGCCCUCCUGCACUCCCCAGGAAGGGGGCUGCCCACGGCCCAAGGAGCGUGAGUCCCCACCCCCUUCGGCCCUGCAGCCGGUCCAGCUGCCUCGCCUGGCCUUGUCUCCACCACCCCCAGCCCCUCCACUGCCACCCCCACCGCCACUGGCCCAAGUGGCACCCUCACCCCCUAGCCCCCCACCCCCUCCUCGGCCUCCACCCACGCUCUCGGCCUCAGACCCCUCCCUGGACUUCCUGCGGGCCCAGCAGGAGACUGCCAACGCCAUCCGGGAGCUGGCCGGCACCCUUCGACAGGGACUGGCCAAACUGAGCGAGGCCCUCAGCGCUCUGCUGCCCCUUCUGCCAGGAACCCCAGUUGACUCCCUGCCUCCACCUCUGCCCCCACCCCCACCCCCACCGCCACCUCCCAGGCCUGUCCUGCCCCCACCAGCCCCCAAGGUGGAGAUCACCCCAGAGCCCGUGUCCGUGGUGGCUGCUGUGGUGGACGGGGCAGUGGUGGCAGCCAGGGGAGUGAUCAUUGCCCCAAGGAGUGAGGAGGGGGCACCCCGGCCACCCCCAGCCCCGCUCCCUCCGCACGACUCCCCCCCACACAAGCGGAGAAAAGGUUUCCCUACACGGAAAAGGCGCGGCCGAUGGAAAUCUCCGUGAAAUCUACUAUCUAUGAUCCUGCCUGCAACCCCUCUCCCCAGCUUGGUGCAGUCGAGGGGGGUGAUGCUCUCUGCCCAUCCCAGCUGCACCCUAGCUCCCUGCUCCAGGGAUGUGAGCACCCACUCCCUGUGCUAGUUAGUGCCUGAUUCUCUGGGGGGGGGCCUCAGUAAUGGGCCCCCCCAACCCCUUUCUCUGGUACAGUGCUGUCUGCCUGGCUGCCUCCCUUAACCCUGACUUCUAAGCCAUCAAUUUCAUGUUAUUUAUUAUUGCCCUAUGUGGGGUGGGGAGGGAACCUCUCGGGUCUGCACAUCUCCCCUUCCCUAACAGUUCCUGUUCUUGACUUGAAGAGAAUUGACCCGUGGGGGACUCCCCACCUCCCCAACCCAGACUUUGGAGCGGGUGGGAGUUGUAAGACAAAUCAAAAUAUGGAUGACAAAGAGGAUAUAGCCGUGUAUACCCCAGGGAGAGGAGGCGCCGAGUUCUGAUGGGAGAGGUACAGGUUGGGUUCUCUGCCUACCACUGCUGUCUCUGACUUCCAGAGCUCAACCCCCUCCUUUCUCCCAGUGGUGACAAGAUAUCAAUAAACUUAUUUUUAAUACAA